Aspergillus alliaceus is the source of this 2153-nucleotide messenger RNA. Its product is annotated as flavin-containing monooxygenase. Gene Ontology annotation, molecular function: oxidoreductase activity. The transcript has a single exon. The coding region runs from base 432 to 2099 and encodes 555 amino acids. NCBI's taxonomy places the organism in Eukaryota, Fungi, Ascomycota, Eurotiomycetes, Eurotiales, Aspergillaceae. The record is from RefSeq and is a predicted model, not a curated record.
GCCAGACAGAGUUGCUUCAGAUAGGCCGACAGGACUUGACACUAUGCAAACCCUGGUUGCACCUAAGCAGCUCCCUCUCAAUCGGACAGGUACCCCCCAGGAGCUCGGCUUACAUUCAUUGGUGUACGGUUGCAGAGGACAAUUGACCAGGAAACCAAGAAGGAUAUUUUUACCUCAUGGAGGAGUGGUGCAUAAGUGGUUUCUGCACACGAGCGGCUCCGUCGGUUAGGACGACCUGGCUUCUUGCGUCUGGUGAUAAUAAUGAGGGUAUAUAGUGAUGCUGCUCCCUGGGGCUGAGGGGAUCUAGUACCGCAAUAUUCUUUCCCGAAUACCUCUCUCCAAACCUCUUGUGACAUUUCUGACAGAACACCUUCAUAUUUCUCCUCUAGUGCUUUCCUCUUUUUGCUAUUCUCCCUGAGUCUUCAUAAGCUAUGCCUGUCAGACGGGAGCUUGCCGACGAUGCCUCGUUCCGCGCCGCAAAUGGGAACUACGCCGAUCGCCUGGAUGUUGACGUCUUGAUCGUCGGCGCUGGGUUCGGCGGUAUUUACUGUUUGCAUGAAAUGCGAAAGCUCGGACUCAAAGCGGUUAUCUACGAGGCCGGUAACGACGUGGGUGGGACUUGGCGAUGGAAUUGUUAUCCUGGCGCAGCCGUAGACUCCGAAAUCCCCGAAUAUCAGCUGUCCAUCCCGGAGACCUGGAAGGACUGGACAUGGUCCACAAACUACCCAAAUUACGAGGAGCUGCGCAAGUACUUUGACCAUGUGAGCCACGUCCUGGACAUCAAGAAGGACUGCGCCUUCAACAGUGUCGUCGUGGGCGCACAGUUCGAUCCGGAUGAAGGGCGCUGGCAGAUCCGGACGGCGGACGGCCGGACGGCGCGCGCCAAGUACUUCAUCAUCGCGGCAGGCUUCGCGGCUAAGCGCUAUAUCCCAGAGUGGCCCGGGAUCGAGAAGUUCCAGGGGAUUGUCCACCACUCCUCGUUUUGGCCGGACGAGAAGGUGGAUGUGCGUGAGAAACGCUGCGCGAUCAUUGGGACCGGUGCCUCUGGGGUCCAGGUUACGCAAGCCUGGGGACCGGAAGCUGGAGAGCUCAAGGUGUUCCAGCGCACACCCAAUCUGGCUGUCCCCAUGCGCAAGCGAUCGCUGACGGCCCAGGAACAAGAAGCCUCCAAGGUCUUCUAUCCGGAACUCUUCCGGUAUCGCGAGAAAUGCUUUGCCGGGUUCUUGUACACCUUCUGCGAAAGAGGGCUAUUUGAAGACAGUGAGGAGGAGCGUGAGCGAUUCUUCGAGCAGUUGUGGAGCGAAGGGGGCUUUCGGUACUGGGUUGCCAAUUACAAGGAUUAUCUGUUUGAAGCCAAGGCAAACCGGGUCGUCUAUGAUUUCUGGAGGAAGAAGGUGUGUGAGCGUAUUCAUGACCCCAAGCACCAAGAGCUCCUGGCGCCCGUUGAGCCACCACAUCCGUGGGGGGUGAAGCGCCCCUGCUUGGAAUAUGACUACUUUGAACAAUUCAACCGCCCGAACGUCGAUGUGGUGAAUAUUAAAGACAAUAGCAUUGCAGAAUUCACCGAAAAAGGGAUCCGGCUGCAGGAUGGAACGGAAUACGAGUUUGACGUCGUGUGCAUCGCGACUGGAUUUGAUAUUGCCACCGGGGGUAUGACCAGCAUGGGACUGCGCAGUAUUCUUGGGGAUAACCUCCAGGAUGAAUGGAAGUCAGGCGCCUUCACCUAUCUGGGCAUGACGGUCAGUGGAUACCCUAAUAUGUUUCAUCUGUACGGGCCUCAUGGCCCAACUCUGCUGAGCAAUGGUCCAACCACCGUGGAGAUCCAGGGUCGGUGGAUUGCGGAUGCCAUCAAGCAGAUGGAGCGUCAAGGCAUAAAGUACAUUGAUCCAACACAGGAGGCUGCCAAAGCAUGGAAGGCCAAGAUCAAUGAAUUGUCCGACAAGAGUCUCUUCCCAACCACCAAGUCUACCUACAUGGGUGGCAGUAUGCCUGGAAAGGUCUUUGAGCAGGUCAAUUAUGCGGGAGGGGAGUAUGCCUAUUCCAAGGAGAUCCGAGCAGCCUUACCAGACUUCACUGGUUUCCAUGUUGUUAGAGGCUGAAGUAGUUAGAAUCUAGAGUCAACCAGCAGCAAAUUACAAUCUUUACUGUCCAAA